GCCCCACCUCCUCUGCACCUCCUGCCUUCCAGGGGGAGGAAUAGUGGAUCGCGGCUGGAGGCGCCUGCAGAUGCGGGUGGUGUCAUUUGAAGUAGAAACUGCCUUGCAAGGAUGUAUGCUGAGCCACCCUGAAUCUCUGAGCUAAAGCCAUCUUGUUCAUUGUGGGCAAUCUUGCUGAUAUCUUCUUGAAUUCUAUAUGUUUAAUUGGAAUUCAUAAAAAUGUCAGGUGUGGUCCCCAUAGACCCUGAGCAGCCUGCAGGAGAGAUGGAAAAGCAGAUAAUAUCACCAACUGCAGUGCCCGAUGCCCCUCCUGACUACAAUUCUCAUUUUGUGCCCGGCCCUGCUGGACCAGCUGCCCCUCCACCUACAGGCUUGCCUACAGGAUACAACAUUCCACAGCAUCCUGGUGCCAUCUCUUGGUAUUAUCCUAUUGGUAGUACCCAUCCUAUUCAGUACCAGCCUGGCAGAUAUCCCAUGACCAAUCAGCCUGCUCCAGUAAUGUGGAUGCCAGGACCAACUCCUAUGCCCAACUGCCCUUCUGGUCUGGAAUACUUAGCUCAGCUGGACAGCAUACACGUGCUUCAACAUUUUGAGCCUCUAGAAGUGAUGACAGGUUUUGAAACUAAUAAUAGGUAUGACAUCAAGAACAGCAUAGACCAGAUGGUUUACAUCGUAACUGAAGACACAGAUGACUACACAAGGAAUGCCUAUCGAAAUCUACGACCCUUUGUGCUCCGGGUCACUGACUGCCUGGGCCGAGAGAUCAUGACCAUGCAGAGGCCUUUCCGAUGCACCUGCUGUUGCUUCUGCUGCUCCUGUGCAAGACAAGAGCUGGAAGUGCAGUGUCCUCCCGGUGCCACCAUUGGAUUUGUUGCAGAACACUGGAACUUAUGCAGAGCCACUUACAGCAUCCAAAAUCAGGAGAGAGAGAGCAUGAUGAGAGUGCGUGGGCCGUGUGCAACCUACGGCUGUGGUUCAGAUUCUGUCUUCGAGGUCAGCUCUCUAGAUGGAGCCUCUAACAUCGGCAGUAUCAUCCGGAAGUGGAAUGGCUUUUUAUCAACAAUGGGAAACGCCGACCACUUCGAGAUUCGCUUCCCGUUGGAUCUGGACGUGAAGAUGAAAGCGAUGAUUUUUGGCACUUGCUUCCUCAUUGACUUCAUGUACUUUGAAAGGACUCCUUCACGACGUUCAUCAGUAUAGAGGGAUCAAGCCAAGCAUCAGUUGAAAACAAAAUUAGAGAAAUGUACAUUGGACUCACAGCCAGCCUUCAAUUAUUCACAAGUAUAUUUCUCUGGUUUGAACAUUGUUUUCACCGGUAUAAGUUCAAGAAUAAAGUCAGAGCUGGGCGGUGAUGGCGCACGCCUUUAAUCCCAGCACUCGGGAGGCAGAGGCAGGGAUAUCUCUGUGAGUUCGAGGCCAGCCUAGUCUACAAGAGCUAGUUCCAGGACAGGAACCAAAAAAGCUAUGGAGAAACCCUGUCUCGAAAAAUAAAAAAAAAUAAAAAUAAAAAGAAUAAAGUCAGGAUAUGUGUCCCAGUACCUUGUACAUUUUCUUACAUGCACAUUUAACAUUCACACACACCUUAUAUCCGAAUGUUUAUCCUGAAGUCGAGGAUUACAUAUUGUAUCUCAUUUGACAUGUUUUCAAAAUCAGUCUAAUGACCAGGGUGUCUUAAUGACAGUUUAUAAAAACUGAAUGUAUAAAUCGUAUCAUUGUUCAACAGUACUUGACUUGAUUUUCAUGUUAAACAAUUCUUUACACACAAACAAUCAGAAAACACAGUAAAUAUGUUGCCUCCACAUUCUCUCAAUUAUCAGUGAGGACUAUGGAGGACCAGCAGGCCAUACUAAGGACAGUCGGUGUAUGUAUGAAUACACCAACUAGUGAGUCUCUCACUCUGGCUUCUGUCUGCAUGUGGACUGUGUUCUUCCACGGAUGUUUCCUUUCAGAGGUUAUUAAAUGAAGAGUAAGAGAAGAGGCUUAGCCCACCGCUCUUUUUGAAACAGGUGCUUCACUUUCAAUUACAGUAAUCUUUUUAUGAUAAAGUUUGGUUUAUUCGGUUAUUUGUAACAGAUUGUUACUUGCUGCUAUUCAUUUUUUAAUAAAAAUAUGAUAUAUGGAUUGUUUUCUAAAAACUCAAUACCUUAUAUUUUAAGUUCAACUCUAAUCUUGACUAGAUGUAUGCAUUUUUUGUAGUGCUAUCUUAUAUUUUACACAUACACCAGAUUUUGCACAUACUGUUUAGAGCUUGUAUAUGAACUUGUCAUUUUACCCACCCACAGCCCUGUAUUCCCACACUUACCUUACAUUGAUAAUGCAAGUCAGGAUACUUUACAUCUCUGUGUUUCUUACUUUAGUGUUUGUGAUACUAAUACUUCUCUAACAGAAAAAAAAUUCUUAAUCAUAAUAAAGUGGUGUCAUAUUUUAAUGUAAUUCAUGCAAUUUUUGUAUCUCAUAAUGGAAUUUGAUUGUAAAAAAUUGACCAAUGUAACUAAAAAAUAAACAGAUUCUUUUUUUUAUAGUUAAGUUGUUUCUUGUCCCCUUAGGUUCUUAGACUUUUAAAUAAACAUGUAAUAG
Messenger RNA from Microtus oregoni (creeping vole), 2577 nucleotides. It is a transcript of the gene Plscr4, whose product is annotated as phospholipid scramblase 4. Gene Ontology annotation, biological process: plasma membrane phospholipid scrambling. The transcript has 10 exons. NCBI's taxonomy places the organism in Eukaryota, Metazoa, Chordata, Mammalia, Rodentia, Cricetidae. Gene Ontology annotation, molecular function: phospholipid scramblase activity. The record is from RefSeq and is a predicted model, not a curated record. The coding region runs from base 220 to 1200 and encodes 326 amino acids. Gene Ontology annotation, cellular component: plasma membrane.